AUGCCUACGGGGCCCAGUCAGUGCAGUGGAGGCAGAGUCCAGCAACAGCAAGACAUAGCUCAGACUGGGAGUCUAGUCACUAGUCGGAACAGAUGGAGCACGGUAUCGCCGAGCGAUGGGCAUGAGCCAGGUGCGCAGCGAGCCCGAAAAGGGUUUCCCGCUCUGCACACGGUGCGGAUGCCGCGAUGA
Messenger RNA from Symbiodinium sp. CCMP2592, 189 nucleotides. Lineage: Eukaryota; Dinophyceae; Suessiales; Symbiodiniaceae. The record is from the annotation of a GenBank genome assembly.